AUGGUGGAGCACAGCGGCCUGGACAUCAUGUGUCUGAACAGAUACAGCCCCGCUUCCUCCUCCUCCUCCUCCUCCUCCUCAUCCUCCUCGAACGCGGAGAAGAAACUUUUCUCCAAGCUUAAGGUGAGUCUGACCAAGAAGUACCCUCAGAAGAACGCGGAGACGCUGAGCGCGCAGUACGGAACCAACCUGCUGCUGGUCGGUGUGUCCGUGAUGCUCGCGCUGGCGCAGCACGGUCCCGCGGUGCAGAAGGAGCACCUGCUGGCCUUCAUCACGGCGCUGAUGCUGGUGCAGCUCGUCUGGAUGCUCUGCUACAUGAUCCGGAGGGAACGGGAGCGCGGUCCGGUGCCGGAGAGGGACGCGCACGCCGGCACCAGCUGGGUCCGAGGGGGGCUGACGAUGCUGGCGCUGCUGUCGCUCAUCAUGGACGCGUUCCGCAUCGGUUAUUUCGUCGGAUAUCAUUCGUGCAUCUCCGCCGUGCUCGGGGUCUAUCCCAUCGUGCACGCGCUGCACACCAUAUCUCAGGUGCAUUUCCUCUGGUUCCACAUCAAAGACGUCAUCAAGAAAUAUGAAACGUUUGAAAGGUUUGGAGUGAUUCACGCCGUCUUCACUAACCUGCUGCUGUGGUGUAAUGGAGUGAUGUCAGAAGCUGAACAUUUCCUCAACAACCACAGGAGACGCCUGACUGCGCUGGGAUACGCCAAUCUCUCCACAGUGGAAGCGGAGCCGCACUGUAACUGCACCACCAGCGUCUGCUCCAUGUUCUCCACCAGCCUCUACUACCUGUACCCCUUCAACAUCGAGUACCAUAUCUUCGUCUCGGCCAUGCUGUUGGUGAUGUGGAAGAACAUCGGCCGCACGCUGAACCUCCACAGCAACCGCAAGCGUCCCAGCACGAGGAGCCCGGGUCUGCUGCUUGGCCCCAUGCUGGGUCUGCUGGCGCUGGCCAGCUCCGUCACCAUGCUGGUGGUGUACCUGAUCCAGGUGGAGAACUCGCAGUGUGUGCAUAAAUCUCCGCAGGCCGCCGUCUCCAUGUUCUACUGCUAUGGCGUGGUGAUGCUGAGCUGCAUGUGCGUCGCGAGCGGAGCCGGGCUGCUGGUGUACCGUCUGGAGGCCUGGCCCAUGGACACGGGUUCGAACCCGGCGCGUGCGCUGGACGCGGAGCUGCUGCUGGGCUCGUCGCUGGGCUCCUGGCUGAUGUCGUGGUGCAGCGUGGUGGCAGUGGCGGCGGCAGGACGCAGCUCUCCGAGCUUCCGCUGGACCUGCCUGGCGUACUCGCUGCUGCUGGUGCUGGAGAAGUGUGUGCAGAACCUGUUCAUCGUGGAGUCGCUGUACCGCCGCCGCAGGGAUCCGGACGACGUGCUCGCAACCGAGGUGUUCUGCGUCACGCCGACGUACGACGGCAUCAUGAACCGCGGCUACGAGACGCAGGAGAAGCGCUGCGUGACCUUGGAGGGAGAGACGCCUGAGAACAGAGCGACCUUCAGCAGGAAGCAGACUGACGUCACACUUCCUGUGGGAAACCAGCUCAACGUGACGCCCGGGAGGAAGAGGCAGAUCCUGAAGAACAUCACCAUCUUCCUCUUCAUGUGCAACAUCUCGCUGUGGAUUCUCCCUGCCUUCGGCUGCCGUCCGCAGUAUGACAGCGGUCUGGAGCAGGAGACCUUCGGAUACAGCGUCUGGACCACGGUGCUGAACCUGGCCAUUCCCAUGAACCUCUUCUACCGCAUGCACUCGGUGGCGUCGCUCUUCGAGGUCUUCCGGAAGGUUUGA
Sinocyclocheilus rhinocerous is the source of this 1773-nucleotide messenger RNA. RefSeq names its product otopetrin 1 (gene otop1). Gene Ontology annotation, biological process: inner ear morphogenesis; proton transmembrane transport. Gene Ontology annotation, molecular function: proton channel activity. Gene Ontology annotation, cellular component: membrane. The record is from RefSeq and is a predicted model, not a curated record. NCBI's taxonomy places the organism in Eukaryota, Metazoa, Chordata, Actinopteri, Cypriniformes, Cyprinidae. The transcript is spliced from 7 exons. The coding region runs from base 1 to 1773 and encodes 590 amino acids.